AUGCCGGAUGACAUGCAUAUUAGAGAAUUGCUGAGCCGAUCGGAGGCGACAGGGAAGGGGAACUGCGAGAAAACCAGGAAGCGCUGUUGGAAGAAAAAUUAUAUACAAGAGCAGGUGCAUUAUUCUUCAAAGAACCGGCGUAUCAUCCCGGAAUCGAAAAAGGAGUUCCUACAACAAAUUCUUCCCAGGCCUAUAUCUAGGGAAACCAUGGUGACCAGAUUUCGGACCGGUGAAAGUGGUCAUAUGCAAGAGUUUGGCGUCGUAGGUGGAGACAGGUGGAGACAUUUUAUGACAGUGCUGCUUAGACAUUCUGGAUUGGUUGGGAACAUGCUGGGGAUACACAGCAUGCAUUUUGCGAAUGGAAAACGGGCAUUAUUGGGAAGGUUGAGUACCUCUGAAGAUGAUGAACGCCCCCCACCUGAUAACGAAAUCGCCCUUCAGCCAGAGCACCAGAACGGGAGCCAGGCAUCGUUAGAAGGCGAUGAGAAAAAACCAAAAAUCUGUCAAAAGAUUGACAUGGAUACAAACGAGAAACAUGAGCAGCUACUUCUGCAAGAACACAGGUCUGUGCAGCGGUCGGAUCUAAUGCUUACCCACAUGCCUAUUUUUACUGCUACUUCCUUCAGAAGCAGCUACAAGGGCGUACCAUACCUAUGGAACAAUGUGAAAACCCAAACCGACCUCCGAGAGCUGGAUAUCAAUGACUCUAAUAUGGUCCUUCACGAAACCGGAAUAUUCGUUGUUCCCUGGGGAUUAAGUGUUAGAGGAGAUGGAAGAAGAAAAAGUAUCAUCCGUUUCGAUCUCCCUUUGGACGUGAUUCGGACAGAACCAGACAAGUGCGUAUAUCUGGAAGAAUCAAGGCCAUAUAACCCCGACUCCUCUUGGAAAGACGAGGAGACGGCGUUGGACACUAGACUGCAAAGAUAG
Molecule: messenger RNA, 927 nt
Organism: Histoplasma capsulatum G186AR
Lineage: Eukaryota; Fungi; Ascomycota; Eurotiomycetes; Onygenales; Ajellomycetaceae
Exons: 6
Coding region: 1-927 (308 amino acids)
Source: RefSeq, a predicted model, not a curated record